This is a messenger RNA of Prinia subflava (tawny-flanked prinia), 3255 nucleotides long. It is a transcript of the gene LHFPL5, whose product is annotated as LHFPL tetraspan subfamily member 5. Gene Ontology annotation, cellular component: plasma membrane. The transcript is spliced from 4 exons. Lineage: Eukaryota; Metazoa; Chordata; Aves; Passeriformes; Cisticolidae. The coding region runs from base 80 to 745 and encodes 221 amino acids. The record is from RefSeq and is a predicted model, not a curated record. Gene Ontology annotation, biological process: sensory perception of sound; detection of mechanical stimulus involved in sensory perception.
CGGGGCCGAGCGGGCGGCCCGGGAGCGGGGCCGGGGCCGGGGCCGGGGCCAGGUCCGGGGCCGGGGCGCUGCCCCCGCCAUGUCCAAGCUGCUGCCGGCGCAGGAGGCGGCCCGGAUCUACCACACCAACUAUGUGCGGAACGCGCGGGCUAUGGGGGUGCUCUGGGCCCUCUUCACGCUCUGCUUCUCCAUCCUGAUGGUGGUGACCUUCAUCCAGCCCUACUGGAUCGGCGACAGCAUCGACACGCCGCAGGCCGGCUACUUCGGCCUCUUCUCCUACUGCAUCGGCAACGCGCUCACCGGUGAGCUCAUCUGCAAGGGCAGCCCCCUGGACUUCGGCACCAUCCCCUCCAGUGCCUUCAAAACUGCCAUGUUCUUCGUAGGCAUCUCCACCUUCCUCAUCAUCGGCACCAUCCUCUGCUUCAGCCUCUUCUUCUUCUGCAACGCAGCCACCGUCUACAAAGUCUGUGCCUGGAUGCAGCUGGCGGCGGCCACGGGGCUGAUGAUCGGCUGCCUGAUCUACCCCGACGGCUGGGACUCGAGCGAGGUGAGGCGAAUGUGCGGCGACAAGACCGACAAAUACACGCUGGGCGCGUGCACCGUGCGCUGGGCGUACAUCCUGUGCAUCAUCGGCAUCCUCGACGCCCUCAUCCUCUCCUUCCUCGCCUUCGUGCUGGGCAACCGGCAGGACAACCUGCUCCCCUCGGAUUUCAAAGUGGAGGAGAAAGAAGAGGGAAAUGACUGACAGAGCUGAUCACCACGGACAUCCAGAGCUCUCCUUCCAUCAGCCCUUUUCUUUGAAGUGACUCUUCUAGGAAGCUUAAACGUACCAAAUUCUGUGGAUUUUCUACAGCUGUUUUCUUCAUCCACGGGGCCGCUCUUGGCUCUCAGCUCUUGUGGAGCUUAACUGGUGGAAGAGCCCAAAAUGGACACAAAGAGUUUUUCUGAGUCCAUCAGCAAGAGGGACAAGAGGGGGAGGAUGGUAAUUUGCUGCUUUUUGGGGGUUUGUACACUUUCUUUCGAGGAAAUUACUUCUGAAUUAAAACAAAAAAAACCAAAAACAGCACCAAAACAUCAGUUUUGGGUUUUGUGGUCAUCUCCUGAGGAAGAAACCCUCUGCCAUAUCCCAGGUUGCUCUUUUACUGGAAAAAUACCAUGACAGGCCAAUUCCCAGCUGAGCCAUGAAUCAGUUUCCUGCUCUGGGCAGCAAUAACCAAACACAACCUCUGAAAAAGGGCACUUUUCUGGGAAAAAAUAGAAAACCAAACAGCAAAACCAGAACCCAGCGUGCUGGGCUGCACCUGCAAAGCACAGAUGGUGCCAGUCAGCAUCAACUCCCUGCACCACCCAAUAAAUCUGAUUUAGCCAUCAUCUCCCAUCCCAUCCAGCACCCUCCCAUGGCAGCCCUUGGCACAGCCCAUUCCUGCAGAAGACAAAGCAGCUCUCACCUGGUCAGAACCCCAAAUCAGCCUGCAUUAUCAUUUUCAUCUCUAGUCACUGAAAAUUGCUGGUUCCUGCAGCACUCAAGUCAGUUCAGUUCUAACAAGUACCUUCCAGUUUUAUGCUUCCCUAUAAAAAAGUGUUUGGGGAGGUUUUAUUGAGACUCUUGGCUAGAUAAGACAGCAGAGAUAUGACAGACUUGAAGAAAAAUGUAUUUUAGAAUAGAAAAAUUCCAGCAGAGUUGUCCUAUUUUUUACUCUUCUCCUCUUUUUAAAAUGGAUCACAACACCAGCAACAAAAUCUUUACCUACCUCAUUCUGGAAAUCAAAAGUGAUUGUUCACUACUGAAGCAAAUUCCAUCCCUGAUCCCCUGACUCAGAAUUACAAGGGGCAUGUAUGAAGACUAGGGGUUCAGUUAUUAAAUAAUCUGUUUAUUGUAGGGCUUUCACAAAGGAAAAAAAAAAAAGACGAAGCACCCAAGUAGAAAGAAUAAAAAUGUAUUUUCCUUCAGGUUUUAGACUGACACAGCAAGUACAAAUCCUUUAGUGUGAGCACUUCAUGGCAAUUUGGAAAUGGAACAAACCCCAAGUGAACAGAGCAGACGGUACAAGACUGAAUCAGGACAGCUGCUCCUGCAGGUCUUCACUCACAGGCUGGCUCUAGCCUUGGAUACCAUGGUAAAAAAAAACCCUUUUCCAAUCAGGGCUGGCAGAGGAAGGGAAGGAAGGAUGGGCAGGAGCUCUCAACAGAGUGCAGAAAUCCGGGAAAUGUUCCUUCACCAGCCAGUGUGAAGGAGGCAGGACCAGGUGAGCUUUCAAGAGCACAGGAAUUGUUUGUCCUGUAUCCUCAGCUGGAACCCUGUACUGUCUGCAGUCCUCCUGUAACAGAUACAGAAGUGACCCACAACUGGAAAAUGCCAAAUGAAAGAAAAAAACCCAACAAAACAACCAAAAGAAAAGGUUAACUCAGCAGUUUAAAACAUUUUUUGGUAUGUUACCUGCCUUUUUUUAUUAUAUGCAUAGAGAACCUGAUCUACCACUAAAGGAACAUGCAGCAUUUGCAUAAUAAGCCAAAUCAGGCUCUGAACUGGAGAAACUGUUCAAGUGGAUGAAAUGAGCUGGUUUGUGAGUGAAUGAUCCUUACACAGUUCCCAAACACACACACACAAGUGACACUAACAGUGGUCCUGGCAGCUUUGGCAAUGGAAAUUGGCUUGGAUAGCAUCUGCACGGUCUCCAGCAACUUCUGUCCUCUGCAAGCCACCACAAAUCCAAAACCCAUUUGGUCCAGAGCAAGGAAGGGACUCUGAAGUCUCAACACUGCCAAAUCUUGCCUAGAGAAGAGUGGGAUGCACUGAACCUGUAACAGGAUGGGCAAGUCUAGAAGAAGCCAUCAUAGAACUAUCAAAUGCCACAGUGAUUUAACUUUUUUAAUUAAAAUUAACCCAUUUAACCCAUUAUGUCCAGACCCCCUCUGAGAAGUUUACAUAGAAACCCCACAGAACACUUUUUACUCGGGGUAACUCUAGAAACAGCUUCUAAUCCAGUAUCUAUGUGGAAAAGUCAGUUCUCUUCCACUUCUGCCAGCUCUCUUCUUGUGCUAAUGGCCCAGAAAAUAAAAGGCAGUCCCAUCCUGGGAAGUUAUUUCUGAAGGCCUGCACCUGAAGGAAAUGAAUAGAAAUCUUUACACUGGAACUUCAAGUGUUGAUUUUCAAAGUCCAGGGCUGCAGCAGCAUGGCUGUGAUACAGGCACUGCAACCCUUCCCUUGGAAAUAAAAAAACAAAAAAAAUGAAUGGUCAAAAAUGAAAACUCAGA